UCCAGCACAUGCUCAUUCACUGGGCAGAUCGAGAGGCUGGAGAAUCUGUGCCUCCUCCACACCUUCAGUAAGAAACCGCGGGGGUCAGGCGCUCUCCGAAGUGACGCGGACAGCUGAAUGUUAAUUGCGGACUUUUAUCCUCGACCACUGGACUAGCUGAACACGGAAACGUGGAGCCCGAGAAAUGCGGGCGCAAAAUAUCUGAACAUCGCGACUGGACACGUAAAGAAAUAAUAAAGCAGCCCACUGCGCGAUGGAGAGCUGAGAGCAAGUUGGAUCUGGACUUGUUCCAUGCGUCUUUUUGCGCGGCGGGCUCUUCCGUGCCAAGGAAGCCUUUUGAGAAGUCCAGGCGUCCGGUUUGUGCUGCGAAACUGGGUGUUUUUGUUUGAUCCACAAAGCACAGAUAACUUGACCAAGUGGAGCUACAAAGACUCCUGCGCUGCGUAAUUUGGAUACAAGGAAGGAGAAAAAAAAAUGCUGGCCAGGAUCAUUUUCAUUUGCUCCUUCUUUGCUGGUGCUAGUUUUGGAGAUACUGAGCCCAAGGCAUUGUACGGUGGAGCUUGCAAAUCUUUGUGCACUUGUGAAGAGAAAGAUGGACACUUGUACAUGAACUGUGAAGACAGAAACAUAAGCAAAAUCUCAGACGUGAAAGUACCGUCAGAUAUGCCUUUGCAUUUAAACCUGUAUAAAAAUGACUUAGUGGAGUUACUUGCAGAGGAUAUGGAUGCUUUCAAGAACGCCGUCACGUUACAUCUUGGUGCCAACAGCAUACAGGAGCUUGAACCUGGCGUGUUCAGUGCGCUGGGAUCCCUGAGAAAGCUGCACAUAAACAGCAAUUUCCUGGUCAUGCUGAAGGAGGACACAUUUCACGGCUUGGUAAAUUUGGAAUACCUUCAGGCUGACACCAACUUCAUCCGGGUCGUAGAGCCUGGGGCCUUCAGCAAGCUUGUCCGUCUUAAAGUUUUGAUCCUCAAUGACAACUCCAUCGAGUUCCUUCCAAGCAACAUUUUCCGCUUUGUGCCUCUGACACAUUUGGAUCUGCGUGGGAACAAGCUGCAGACACUGCCGUACGUGGGUUUCCUGGAGCAUAUCGGUCGUAUCAUGGAGCUCCUGUUGGAGGACAACAACUGGAUGUGCAAUUGUGAAAUUUUGCAUUUGAAGGUCUGGAUCGAGAACAUGCGGGCACAGUCAUCCAUCGGCGAGGUGGUUUGCAACAGGCCUGAUGAUCUUAGAGGCAUUUCUUUGGCCAGGGUCAAAAGGGAUUUACUUUGCCCCUCCCAUGCUGACAUCAAUCUCGAAGAGCCAUCAAAGUCUCUAGACAUGGUUGUCACCCCGUCCACCAAGGUUGUUCAGAUACCUAAUGUCAACGAUGGCACAAAAAUACCCACACCUGCAAACGGCCUAGGUACAUUUUGCGUGCCGAUGUGCUCUUGUCCUCCCCAAAGCAUGGGUUUCUUAAUGCACUGCGAGGACCGAGGCAUUCAAAGGAUAUCUGAUAUAGGCAUUCUUGAACAAAGCCCAACCAAGCUGUUUUUGACGGGAAAUAUGAUACAGCGACUUUUCAAGUAUGACUUUGUGACGUACGACAGUCUGGAACUGCUCAAUUUGGCAAACAACCAAAUAGACUACAUUGACAAUGAAACCUUUCUGAGUUUGAGCAAUUUAAAAAAGCUGUACCUGAAUGGAAACAGGAUAGAGAGAAUCUCAGCAACAAUGUUUCUUGGCCUUCACAACUUGGAAUACUUGUACUUGGAGCAUAAUGCCAUCAAAGACAUUGAGGCUGGAACGUUCAACCCUUUGACAAAUCUAAAGCUCCUGUUCCUGAACAACAAUCUACUCAACACUCUCCCUGCACAGAUAUUUCGUAACGUGCCCUUGGUGAGAUUGAACCUAAGGAAAAAUGUCUUUAUGCACUUACCGGUGAGUAAUGUGCUGGACCAGCUCAAUUAUUUGGAGCAAAUUUAUCUUGAGGACAAUCCUUGGGACUGCACUUGUGAUUUGGUCAGCCUCAAACAGUGGGUGGAAAAGCUAAGCAAGGACACCGUGAUGGGUACCAUCUUAUGCCACACUCCUCAAAAACUGUCUACUGCUGAGGUUAGAAACCUGAAGCAUGAUGUUCUCUGUCCUGGCUUGGUCACCUAUAAGUCCUUACCUGGAGACACCAAGGAUGCUAUCAUAGCCACGCCUGCGCCAGGGGUUGGCACCAGUGGCUUCUUCCGGUCUCUGACAGAAGCAGUGCCACUAUCGGUGCUCAUCCUCUGCCUUCUCAUCCUCUUUCUGACCUUCAUUUUCUGCGCUGCGGGGAUCAUUGUGUUUGUGCUACACCGUCGGCGGAGACAGGCCAAGAAGAAACAAGCUGAGGAGCAACCUCGCGAGAGCAGUCCCAUCCACCUGCACUACAGCAUGUACGGCCAGAAGACCACCCACCACGUAACUGAAAGGCAAGGACCCGGCAUGUACGACGAACCUUCCCGUAGCCCCAUCGUUCAGAUCUGCAGAAACCCUAGUUACUGCUCUCAGCACAAAGAAUAUGAAUUGGACGAGUACAACAGUGAGAAAUCUAAGCAUAUCUGCCAUAGCAUCCUCGACAAGGAGAGCGACUCCCUCCUUACGGGACCCAACGUGAAGUUCAGGGCCGUCACCGACUACCCUGCAGAGUUUGUGAGUUUGGGAGAUGCGAGCUCCUUGUACAAGAACAUCUUAGAAAGGGAACGGGAGCUCCAACAGCUCAGCCUCAGCGAAUAUCUCAGGAAAAACAUAUCACAGCUACAACCAGCGGUGGACAUGCAAGUCCCCAACCACCACAAGGAGCUUAAACUAAUGGAGACUCUUGUUUAUACGAGGCCUCGGAAGGUCAUGGUGGAACAGACUAAAAACGAGUACUUUGAACUCAAAGCCAACUUACAUGCCGAACCAGACUAUUUAGAAGUCUUAGAGCAUCAAACGACUUUCAACUGAGAUAAGUACGCUGUAUACUUUGAUUUGACAAAUGAUACUCCAAGUGCCUUGACAGUUCAUUCUGAGUUCUGAUUUAGCCCCGAAAGAUAUAAUAAAAUUAUGUCAGAGUAGAGGCAAAAGAGUCACAAACAGUUGUCUUUGGACAAGAUUGGCUUUGAUACCAGAACAUUUGUUGUGCAUUGUGGUUAAUGCAUUCUCUUUAUGUUUGUUAGGGAAGACUAGCAUAGAGUCACUUCUCAUUUCUAUCUGUGUAUCUCUUAUUAUGUACGUGACAUCUUCAAGCACUGUUUAUCUGUAGCAAUGGAAGAAAUCGUGUUUUCUUUCUUUUGUUUCUGUCAUACAGAACAUUUAUGGUUAGUUUAAUGAUUGCCUGAUUUGCUACGUUUUGAAUUAAACAUUCCCAACACAGUUUUUGUUCAUUAAAUAUUAAAUAAUGGUUGUAUUUGGAUCGCAAGAUGCCUGAAAAUUGCAUUUAUUAAUAAAUAAGGCAUCAUCAAGAGCGAGUAGCUUGCCAAACGGCUAUUGUUUUGACCCUGAGGUCAGACUUUAUGAGUGGGCUCAUUUAUCGUGCCUGAAAUUGGCCUCUCACCUGGAAUUCUCAACACGCCUGGAGAGUUUGUUCAGAAAUCAUGUCACACAGACCCACUUGCUCAUUACCUCCACUGCUUCUGAUAUGGACAAAAACUCUGCUGGGCAUCCUUGGAGAAAAUUAAAAGAAAAGAAUUGCACUACUUAAAAUACCAUUUAAAGGUGGUUGAUGACAAUCACGUUGUUGGGCCGCACAGUCUAUGCCAUUUUUCCCAUAAGAAAACCAACUAGUGUAGCUUCUGGUUUGUAUAAUAGUGUUGUUUAAAGUUCCUUUUGAAAACACUAAUCAUAUCCAACUAUUUUCUUUCAGCAUGACAAUUAUGCAGGGUGUUUUAUCUUCAUUAUCUGGCUGGAGAAGAAAAUAAAAUAUAUAUCUAUAUAUGUAUACAGAAAAUAUGCACACAAAUUAUUGUGUUAAGCCUUGAAAUGUUUUACUGUAUGGAGGAGCACCAUAGCUUUAUUUUGUACAAGUGUGGAUGAGAGUUAUUUAUUCUGUAUAUUUGUACAUAAUUUAACAUUUAUAUAUGUUUGUGUGCCUUUAAUGUGGUACCAAU
Onychostoma macrolepis is the source of this 4100-nucleotide messenger RNA. RefSeq names its product SLIT and NTRK-like family, member 6 (gene slitrk6). Gene Ontology annotation, biological process: axonogenesis; regulation of presynapse assembly; positive regulation of synapse assembly. The record is from RefSeq and is a predicted model, not a curated record. NCBI's taxonomy places the organism in Eukaryota, Metazoa, Chordata, Actinopteri, Cypriniformes, Cyprinidae. Gene Ontology annotation, molecular function: protein binding. The transcript is spliced from 2 exons. Bases 475 to 2958 code for a protein of 827 amino acids. Gene Ontology annotation, cellular component: membrane.